AUGAGCACCACUUCCUUGAGUUGUUAUGGGGAACUAGAGUCAUGUGCUCCACAUCAUGCGUGUUCAUCCACAUUCAAAGUGUCAUACUUUGCUGACGGACAAAUCUCGUAUCAGACUAUCCGUUCGUGUAUUCCGGAAUUCCAGUGCGGUCUCUAUGGAACCCUGACUUUACUAGAUGCCAAUAUUGUCAUGGGAAUAGGUUGCUGCAAGAAAGAUGGGUGCAUACCAUCAGUAAUGGCACGAAGGCCUGUAAAUGCAAAACCGAAUGGCGUGAGAUGCAAAACUUGUACAAGUGCCACCGCCGAAUUCUGUGACACUGAUGAAACCAUGGAGUGCAGCGGAAAUGAGGACCGGUGUAUCAACUAUGGAUUAAUAAUCUCUUCAACUCAGUGUGAGCCGUUGCAGCUGACAGCUCCGUGUCACUCAGCACUGGCACUGUUUAACCGCCCAGGAUAUCGGAGGCCAGUUCAAGAUGCCUAG
Molecule: messenger RNA, 480 nt
Organism: Nanorana parkeri
Lineage: Eukaryota; Metazoa; Chordata; Amphibia; Anura; Dicroglossidae
Product: phospholipase A2 inhibitor and Ly6/PLAUR domain-containing protein-like
Exons: 4
Coding region: 1-480 (159 amino acids)
Source: RefSeq, a predicted model, not a curated record